Hansenula ciferrii is the source of this 537-nucleotide messenger RNA. It is a transcript of the gene TMA22, whose product is annotated as Tma22p. The transcript has 2 exons. Bases 1 to 537 code for a protein of 178 amino acids. Gene Ontology annotation, biological process: formation of translation preinitiation complex; translation reinitiation. The record is from RefSeq and is a predicted model, not a curated record. Gene Ontology annotation, molecular function: translation initiation factor activity; mRNA binding. NCBI's taxonomy places the organism in Eukaryota, Fungi, Ascomycota, Saccharomycetes, Phaffomycetales, Wickerhamomycetaceae.
AUGGCUGAAGUUGAUUACUGUGAAUUCGGUGCCAGUGUUAAAAAGUGUAAAGCUUGGUUAGAAGAUGAAAAUGAAGAAUUAUACAAUAAAUUAUACUCCGAAGAUGCUUUAGUAAAUGCAACUUCAACACUUUCAUUAGAAAAACAAGAAAAAUUAGAUAAAGAAUUACAAAAAAAACAAGCUAAAGAAGAAGCUAAACAAGAAAGAGAAUUACAAAAAAAAUUAUCAUCAAAAGUUGUAUUGAAAAGAAUUGAAAGAACAAAGAGAAAACAUGCAAUUCAAGUAUCUGGUUUAGAAAUUUUUGAAAUUGAUAUGAAAAAAUUAGCUAAAACAUUUGCUUCAAAAUUCGCCACUGGUUGUUCUGUCACAAAAACUGUUGAGAAAAAGGAAGAAAUCAUUGUUCAAGGUGAUGUUGGUGAUGAAGUUGAAAGAUAUAUUACUGGAUUAUUAAAAGAAAAAGGUUUAACUGAUAUUAAAGUUGAACAAAUUGAAGAGAAGAAAAAGAAAAAAGCACCACCUGCAAUCCCACCUCAAUAG